Messenger RNA from Scedosporium apiospermum, 2601 nucleotides. Its product is annotated as Serine/threonine-protein kinase MST20. Gene Ontology annotation, cellular component: cytoplasm. The record is from RefSeq and is a predicted model, not a curated record. NCBI's taxonomy places the organism in Eukaryota, Fungi, Ascomycota, Sordariomycetes, Microascales, Microascaceae. Gene Ontology annotation, biological process: protein phosphorylation; intracellular signal transduction; regulation of MAPK cascade. Gene Ontology annotation, molecular function: protein serine/threonine kinase activity; ATP binding. The transcript is spliced from 4 exons. The coding region runs from base 1 to 2601 and encodes 866 amino acids.
AUGGAUAGUUCCAACACCAACCUGAACGGCAAUUCUCAACGUCGAAAACUCACAAAGAAACCUCCUUCUCAUCAUAACCGAUCCUCAUCCGGCGUCGAUGCUAGCUUCGGCUUCGACAACCUCUCCCUCCAGAGCAAACGCAGCACCCAGAGUCUGAAGCGCACCCCAAGCGCUCCGCCCGCGAGGGCAAAUCCGGACGCGUCAAACAACUCGUCUCCCAGAUAUCCCCCCUCCCUUGUGCGAUCAAACCCAUCGCCUCUCCUUGGCUCUUCCGAAUUCUCCCCGUCUUUCCAAAAUUAUCCCCCGCCGCCUACGACGGCCGCGCCCUCCCCGCCUCGAAGUGGCAGACUCUCUGAUCCGCAGAGUCACCAGAAGCCCCUCCUCCACAACAAUACAGACGACUUUGUCGGCGCUCCUUUCGACGGUGCGGCCAUUCUUAACCGCCUCGACGCUUCGAAACUUUCUUCUCCUUCGGCGAAUAAGCCUUCCUUCCCUCCUCCGUUGGUCAAAUCGAACACCGAUACCCUUAUCAUGAGUCCGAUCGUCCCCCACUCGGCGACAUUCGUGUCGGCCGACCCGAGCGCCGCCGACAAGACACAGGACGCAAAGGUGAUCGACGUGUCGGGCUCUAAGAGGUUUUCGGACGAGGCAAAGGAGCCAAGAGUUGCAGUUCUCAGGAAAAAGUCUGGGUUUUCCGGUUUCGUCAGUGGCCUCGUUGGCUCGCCAAAGAAACCCAUCAUUUCAGCACCAGAGAACCCAGUUCAUGUCACCCAUGGUCUCCCGAAAGCAUGGCAGCGAUUAAUCAACGAAAGCGGCAUCCCCGAGAAGGAGAGGCAGGCGAACCCGCAAACCAUGGUGGACAUCCUUCAGUUCUACAAGGAAACCACGGAGAAACCAAAAGAAGAUCAGGUUCUCGAGAAAUUCCACCAUGUUGCUGCGUCCCCAGAGAUGCGCCAGUACAAUGGCGCACCCCCGCCGCCUUAUCCCUUGUCCCCAUCCCACUACCAGCAGCAGAAUUACCUAGGCAUGUCCCCCAUGCUCAGCCCUCCCGCGAGUCCCAGGUUUCCGACAGUCAAUCAUGAAGGAAGUUUUGAAAAUCCUCGAGCACCCCCUCCCGUACCGAUGAAAGGCGCCGGUCCUGUGCCUCCCGCGAAGGAUCCCAACCUCGUCCCUACCCGCCCAGCACCGAAACCGCCAACAAGCAACUUGCAGCAGCCGAGAAGCGUCGGUCAACAGCCGUACCCAACCAAGGACUCGGGGAUUGGCAUGUCUCAAACUGGCGAUGUGCUUCCCCCGGUCUCCUAUGUGCCUCCGAAGGAUAACGUACCCAUGCUUCCUGAGGAACUCCGAUCCCGGUCCAACUCGCGUGUCAAUGGCACGUCACCGUACAUGCCGCAAGGCGCAGGCCCAGCACCUCAAACGACGCAGAAUGCCCAGGCCGCAGCGUAUCAGCAACAGUUGCUUCAGCAGCAUGAACAGGCUUUAGCACAGGCCCAGGCUAUGUCCUCAGGACAGAUCGGCCGAGCUCCCAGCAAGAGGCAGCCCGCCCCGCAGCAGCCUACACCUCCUACGUCACAGCAUCAGUAUGGCCGAACGCCGGACGCAGCCGGUGCGAUGCGGCCUCCUCAAGCUCCCGUAGGAGUAUCGCAACCGCCAGCCGCACGGCCACGACAACGCCCCCGCCAAAGCAGUGGCAUCGAUGUUAUCGCGGCACUCAGGCGUAUCUGCUCCGAGGAUGAUCCGCGAGACAUAUAUCGGGGAUUCAAUAAGAUCGGACAGGGAGCAUCUGGCGGAGUCUACACGGGUCACGAGAGGGGGACUAAUCGUCUGGUUGCUAUAAAGCAGAUGAACCUAGAGCAGCAACCCAAGAAGGACCUCAUUAUUAACGAAAUCUUAGUUAUGAAGGACAGCUCGCACCCCAACAUAGUCAACUUCAUCAACAGUUAUUUGUGUGGAGGCGAGCUCUGGGUUGUCAUGGAGUUUAUGGAAGGUGGUAGUCUAACGGAUGUUGUUACGUUCAAUAUGAUGACGGAGGGCAUGAUUGCGUCUGUAUGCCGCGAGACACUCAAGGGUCUGCUGCAUCUACAUUCGAAGGGCGUCAUCCACCGAGACAUCAAGUCUGACAAUAUCCUCCUGUCCAUGGAAGGAAAUAUCAAGCUGACUGAUUUCGGUUUCUGCGCAACCAUCAACGAUGCGCAAAACAAGCGAACUACAAUGGUUGGCACUCCGUACUGGAUGGCACCCGAGGUAGUGACACGAAAGGAAUACGGACAAAAGGUCGACAUCUGGUCACUUGGCAUCAUGGCCAUCGAGAUGAUUGAGGGCGAACCACCAUACCUUACGGAAUCUCCUCUCCGCGCACUGUGGCUCAUCGCUACUAACGGGACGCCACAAAUCAAGGACGAACAGAACAUGUCCGACGUGUUUAGGGAUUUCCUGUACUGGGCCCUUAAGGUGGACCCCGAGAGACGAGCCAGCGCCAACGAUCUGUUACGACACGAUUUCAUGAAGCAAUGUGUCGACUUGAAACAUCUUGCACCGCUAGUCAAGGCUGCGCGUGAAGCACGCGCGCAGGAGAAGGCUCGGAAAGGAGGGCAGUAG